Neoarthrinium moseri is the source of this 384-nucleotide messenger RNA. RefSeq lists its product as uncharacterized. The transcript has a single exon. The coding region runs from base 1 to 384 and encodes 127 amino acids. Lineage: Eukaryota; Fungi; Ascomycota; Sordariomycetes; Amphisphaeriales; Apiosporaceae. The record is from RefSeq and is a predicted model, not a curated record.
AUGAGCUCAUCAACCGGCUACGCGGGCACGUCCGGCUGGGAGGCGCUCGGCUGGAAGCGCCAUGAGGAGUCCUUCUACGCCGAGCACCGCCAGCGCCGGGACGACGCGGCCGCCCGCGGCGAGGACCCCUACGCCGAGUACAAGAGGAUGGUGCAGGAGAAGCGCCACGUGCCGCGCACCGAGCGGCUGUGGAACAAGCUGACGGGCAAGAGCCGCAGCAGCAGCGACGCCAGCACCCGGAGCACGCAGAGCCGGGGGGACGGGGACGAGCCCGUCAUCGACCUCGACUACGACGGCGUCAGGCGGAAGAGGACCGGCGAGGACUGGUUCAUGGCCGACAGGGGACUGAGCGGUGCGGGUAACCAAGGAAGGACCGUUAGGUGA